AUGAUUAAAAAUAAUCUUAAAUUUAACAUUCUCAAUAUUCCAACAAUUGAAGAGGAUUUAGAGGCAGUAAUUUUAGAAAUAGUAAAUGUUACACCUAUUAUAACAGUAAUAGCUUGUUAUAACCCACCGUCUAAAACACUUGACUUUCACAAAUGGAACAGCGCACUAGGAAAUCUACUCAAUAAGGAUAAUUUAAUUAUCUUAAGUGACUUUAACGCGAAACACACUGCAUGGAACUGCAAUAAAACAAACGCAUCAGGUAAUAUCUUACACAAACUUAUAGGAACCAAUGAUCUUACCCUUCACAAUGCAGAUGGAAUAUCAAGAAUAGGUCAACAUAACCAAAUGGAUAGCAAUAUUGAUUUGAUUAUAUCCUCCACAUAUCUCUCACAUCUUAUCACUGUCAGGCAACAUGAAGAUCCUCUGUCUUCUGAUCACUUGCCAUUAGAAGUAAUCAUUUCACUGGAAAAACUAACUUAUUUUCACAAAACAAAUAGAAUUUCCACAGUAAGAACGGAUUGGACUAAAUACCACACUCUGCUAGACUCUCAAUGGAAUUUUUUUCUAUCACCAGAAUUCUCCAACUUGCAACUUGAGGACAGAUAUGAAACCUUUGUAACCCAAAUGAAACAGGCCAUCUAUGAAUCCACUCCAUCUAAAAAAACAAACAAUAGUAAAUACCCCCAACCAUCACCUUGGUGGGAUGCUCACUGUGCCAAAGCAGUCAGGUUGAGGAAGGUGGCCUUUAAAAAAUGGAGGCACACUUUGAACUUUACUGAUUGGGCAGCUUAUAAAAAACAAACAGCAGUCACUAAAAAACUAUCAAAAAAGAAAAAAGUUGCCCCAUUCCGCUCCUUCGUAGAAAGCCUCAAUGAGCACACAAGUAUCUCUUACUUUUGGAAAAAGGUAAAGAAUUUUAAAAACAAAUGGACAUCAGAACCGCCUAAAAUAGUAAACACUGCAGAGCAACAAAACGCGAUAAAAGAUGCCAUAGGUAAAAUUAGUCCUCCAUGGGUCGCUGAAAAAGAUUAUCAGAUCACAACAACUGUACAGGAUGAUUUUCUAGACUCUCCUUUCAAUCUGCUUGAGUUGAAUUAUGUCAUAGAUACUACUAGAAAUAAGUCAGCUCCAGGACCAGACAACAUCGAGUAUAACAUGCUUAAAUUUCUACCGGUCAACUGCACACUCAUCUUGCUAGACAUAUUCAACGAAUUUUAUGAAACCGAACAUAUACCUAACAGCUGA
Osmia bicornis bicornis is the source of this 1245-nucleotide messenger RNA. RefSeq lists its product as uncharacterized. Gene Ontology annotation, molecular function: catalytic activity. The coding region runs from base 1 to 1245 and encodes 414 amino acids. The record is from RefSeq and is a predicted model, not a curated record. NCBI's taxonomy places the organism in Eukaryota, Metazoa, Arthropoda, Insecta, Hymenoptera, Megachilidae. The transcript has a single exon.